UAUCCAAUUGGUCAUUAAAAAUACGUUAAGUAAAAUAAAACUUUAAAUCAUAUCAUAAUAAUAUACACCAAAUUUGUGACAUCACAGUAUUGUGCAUAAAAUAAAUAAAAUUUAGUAUUGUGCUUAAAAUAAAUAAAAUUUAUAUAAAAACAGUUUGAAUGAAACAAAUUCUACAAGGACAUUAAACUGCCGCUAAUUAAAAGUCAAAUUUAAAUUUAUCAACAAAUUCGAAGUCAUUUGCGUUAGCAACUAUACAGCAACAUGUCUCUCCUAACUAGUAAUAGUCACUCGGUUUCUGAGGAAGAAAUUGACGAAUACUCUGAUGGUACAGUGAAAUUACGUAAUUCAAAUAUUGAACUUAUGGAUCAGGAUAUACUUUAUCAUUUAGCAUUAGGCAGUGAAAGUCAUGAUUUACAGGAAAUGUUCGGUGAUGUUAAGUUUGUUUGCAUGGGCGGAACACCAAAGCGCAUGGAAAACUUUGCACAUUUCAUAAUGAAUGAAAUUGGUUAUAAAUUACCUGCAGGGCAUCAACUGCAGGAUAUAAGCGCCUAUUCAUAUCGAUACUCAAUGUACAAAGUAGGUCCAGUGCUUUGCGUUAGUCACGGCAUGGGAACGCCCUCAGUAAGCAUAUUAAUGCAUGAAAUGAUUAAACUUAUGUACCAUUCCAAAUGCCAUGAUCCAGUAUUUAUACGUAUUGGCACUUGCGGUGGUAUUGGAGUUGAGGGUGGCACUGUUAUCAUCACCGAAGAUGCAUUAGAUGGUCAACUUAGAAAUUCACACGAAUUCACAAUAUUAGGUAAGACCGUUCAUCGUCCUGCCAAAUUAGAUAAGAAAUUAGCGCGUGAACUUAAGUCAUUAGCUAGUACUGAUGAUCCCUAUGAUACCAUCAUUGGCAAAACAUUGUGCACAAAUGAUUUCUAUGAAGGUCAGGGACGUUUGGAUGGUGCUUUUUGUGAAUUUAGUGAAAAUGAUAAAAUGGAGUAUUUGGAAAAAUUGCGUGAAAAUGGAGUUGUAAAUAUUGAAAUGGAGAGCACAAUUUUUGCAGCAUUGACAUAUCAUGCAGGGAUCAAAGCAGCAGUUGUCUGCGUUGCACUUUUAAAUCGCCUAAAUGGUGAUCAGGUUAAUUCACCCAAAGAAGUCAUGAAUGAAUGGCAGGAACGCCCACAGAUACUUGUCUCGCGUUAUAUACGCAAAGUACUUGCCCAGAAAGGUCAAUUAAAAGCAUUAUUUGGUCAUCAAGGAUCUAUCAAAUCCCCACGACGUUUCAAAUUAGUACAGCAAGAAUCUCAGGCUCAUGAAUAAGUUAACUGUUAUAAUAGUAUAAUGUAUUUAAAAAUGUUAUAAAUAAUUAUAAUAUAAAUUGAUGUUAUCUUAUUUUGUAUUGUGUAUUAUAUAAGUAUAUGCAUAAAUAUCAGAUACUUUUGUAUAUGUGUGGAGAAAGAUUUGUUGAGAUCCACACUAGUAAAAUUGUCCAAUAUAUCAAAUAUGCACAUAUGAUCUUACAAAUCACUUAAGGAUGAAUGCAUUCCAUAUCCAGGUAUGAAUGACAUAAGUAUCAAUUGUAUCUGAACAAUAUAGAACAUAACUGCAUUUUUGUAAUUAAAAUUAUGCCAAAAAUAGUAAAUCGAGAAUAAUACAUAAAUUUUUAUGCGCACGCGCUACUUUAUUGGGUCAACACGAAUUACUAACAACAAAAAUAUUUAAUGAAAAUAAAAA
Teleopsis dalmanni is the source of this 1716-nucleotide messenger RNA. RefSeq names its product uridine phosphorylase 1-like. The transcript is spliced from 7 exons. Gene Ontology annotation, cellular component: cytosol; cytoplasm. The coding region runs from base 262 to 1302 and encodes 346 amino acids. Gene Ontology annotation, molecular function: uridine phosphorylase activity. The record is from RefSeq and is a predicted model, not a curated record. Gene Ontology annotation, biological process: uridine catabolic process; nucleotide catabolic process. Lineage: Eukaryota; Metazoa; Arthropoda; Insecta; Diptera; Diopsidae.